This is a messenger RNA of Carassius auratus (goldfish), 4297 nucleotides long. RefSeq lists its product as uncharacterized. The coding region runs from base 1 to 4026 and encodes 1341 amino acids. The transcript is spliced from 16 exons. The record is from RefSeq and is a predicted model, not a curated record. NCBI's taxonomy places the organism in Eukaryota, Metazoa, Chordata, Actinopteri, Cypriniformes, Cyprinidae.
AUGCAUUCUCCGUUCUGCCUCGGCAGAAGCGGGUCCUGCACCCUGGGGAGCGGAGGCUCGCCGCUCUUCUCAUCAAAGAGUGACAAGCGGGAGCGGAGCAUGUUUUCGCACAUCAGAGGACGUAUUAGAUCACACUGUGAUGCUUUUGACUACUGGGGUAAAGGCACACAAGUGAUCGUCACAAAUGAAGUUCCCAAAGCACCGAAUGUGUUUAUGAUGUCUCCGUGUGAAUCCUCACCUGGUUCUUUACUUGUUGGCUGCUUGGCCACUGGAUUUGCUCCUACUGAAUCUGUCAAUUUCAGAUGGAUGGAUCAGCGCCUAAACUCUUUGACUAAUUUCAUCCAGUACCCUACAGUAGGAACUGGAAACAAGUUGAUGAAAGUCAGCCAUAUAACUAUUAAUGAAACCGAAUGGAAUCAAGGUGAAAUUAUCUGUGAGGCAAGACACCCAUCAGGAAAUGUCAAAGAAACAUUCAAAAUAGUGAAAUCACAAGAACCAACACUGAGCUUGGUUCUUGUAACAACCCAAAAAAGUACAUCUGUCAUGUGUGUCAUUGAGGAUUUCUAUCCCAAGAAGAUCGAUGUACAAUGGAAGGUGAAUAAUACCAAAAGCAUGAGCCAGGUAAAACUGGAACGCAAACUGAAUGGUACAGGUCAUUACACAGCAUACAGUUUUUAUGAAGUCAGCAGUGAGAAUUGGGAUGUGAAUACUCAGUAUACCUGUGAGGUAACACACCGGAGAAAACUGUUCACUGUGAGGAAAAACUUCAAAGCUAAAUUGUCACUGACAAUGAAGCCACCAAUUCAGAAAGAACUAUUUGCUAAUGAUAAAAUUGUCUUGCAAGCUGUUGUUUCUGGAGAUGUAAAAAAUACAGUGCAAAAUACUUCAGUAUCAUGUAAAGUGAAGGAUGAGCUUGUGCCCAAUGGGAAUAUCAAAACGGGGAAUGUUGAAUCUUCUGACACUUCUCAAUUUAAAAAAAUUUACGAUGUCACUGUUGACACAGAGAAAUGGUUUGAAGGUCACGUGGUCACCUGCACCAUCCGUGACACAAAUAAUAACAGAGACAUCGAGCAGAAGAUCAGAUUUCAAAAAGGAGAUGGAAAAGAGCCCACUGUUACCAUUUACAAACCUGAUAACGUCAAAGAUAAUAUCUCUCAUGUGUGUGAGGUCACCAGCCCUAAACUCGGUGAUGUCUAUGUUAUGUGGAAAGUGGGUAAUGAGUCUUACAGAGAGGGCACAACCAGUGCUCCCACCCAUCAAAAGGACUCCGCGUCUGUUCUCAGCAUCCUAACAAUGACAAAAGAAGAGUAUAAUGUCAUCACCUGUGCAGUGAUUCAUGCCAACAUGACCAAUAGAAGAGCUCCAUUACAAGUGUCAACAAGCAAAACUAAAUUGUCACUGACAAUGAAGCCACCAAUUCAGAAAGAACUAUUUGCUAAUGAUAAAAUUGUCUUGCAAGCUGUUGUUUCUGGAGAUGUAAAAAAUACAGUGCAAGUUACUUCAGUAUCAUGUAAAGUGAAGGAUGAGCUUGUGCCCAGUGGGAAAAUCAAAACGGGAAAUGUUGAAUCUUCUGACACUUCUCAAUUUAAAAAAAUUUACGAUGUCACUGUUGACACAGAGAAAUGGUUUGAAGGUCACGUGGUCACCUGCACCAUCCGUGACACAAAUAAUAACAGAGACAUCGAGCAGAAGAUCAGUUUUCAAAAAGGAGAUGGAAAAGAGCCCACUGUUACCAUUUACAAACCUGAUAACGUCAAAGAUAAUAUCUCUCAUGUGUGUGAGGUCACCAGCCCUAAACUCGGUGAUGUCUAUGUUAUUUGGAAAGUGGGUAAUGAGUCUUACAGAGAGGGCACAACCAGUGCUCCCACCCAUCAAAAGGACUCCGCGUCUGUUCUCAGCAUCCUAACAAUGACAAAAGAAGAGUAUAAUGUCAUCACCUGUGCAGUGAUUCAUGCCAACAUGACCAAUAGAAGAGCUCCAUUACAAGUGUCAACAAGCAAAACUAAAUUGUCACUGACAAUGAAGCCACCAAUUCAGAAAGAACUAUUUGCUAAUGAUAAAAUUGUCUUGCAAGCUGUUGUUUCUGGAGAUGUAAAAAAUACAGUGCAAGUUACUUCAGUAUCAUGUAAAGUGAAGGAUGAGCUUGUGCCCUAUGGGAAAAUCAAAACGGGAAAUGUUGAAUCUUCUGACACUUCUCAAUUUAAAAAAAUUUACGAUGUCACUGUUGACACAGAGAAAUGGUUUGAAGGUCACGUGGUCACCUGCACCAUCCGUGACACAAAUAAUAACAGAGACAUCGAGCAGAAGAUCAGAUUUCAAAAAGGAGAUGGAAAAGAGCCCACUGUUACCAUUUACAAACCUGAUAACGUCAAAGAUAAUAUCUCUCAUGUGUGUGAGGUCACCAGCCCUAAACUCGGUGAUGUCUAUGUAAUGUGGAAAGUGGGUGAUGAGUCUUACAGAGAGGGCACAACCAGUGCUCCCACCCAUCAAAAGGACUCCGCGUCUGUUCUCAGCAUCCUAACAAUGACAAAAGAAGAGUAUAAUGUCAUCACCUGUGCAGUGAUUCAUGCCAACAUGACCAAUAGAAGAGCUCCAUUACAAGUGUCAACAAGCAAAACUAAAUUGUCACUGACAAUGAAGCCACCAAUUCAGAAAGAACUAUUUGCUAAUGAUAAAAUUGUCUUGCAAGCUGUUGUUUCUGGAGAUGUAAACGAUACAGUGCAAGUUACUUCAGUAUCAUGUAAAGUGAAGGAUGAGCUUGUGCCCAGUGGGAAUAUCAAAACGGGAAAUGUUGAAUCUUCUGACACUUCACAAUUUAAAAAAAUUUACGAUGUCACUGUUGACACAGAGAAAUGGUUUGAAGGUCACGUGGUCACCUGCACCAUCCGUGACACAAAUAAUAACAGAGACAUCGAGCAGAAGAUCAGUUUUCAAAAAGGAGAUGGAAAAGAGCCCACUGUUACCAUUUACAAACCUGAUAACGUCAAAGAUAAUAUCUCUCAUGUGUGUGAGGUCACCAGCCCUAAACUCGGUGAUGUCUAUGUUAUGUGGAAAGUGGGUAAUGAGUCUUACAGAGAGGGCACAACCAGUGCUCCCACCCAUCAAAAGGACUCCGCGUCUGUUCUCAGCAUCCUAACAAUGACAAAAGAAGAGUAUAAUGUCAUCACCUGUGCAGUGAUUCAUGCCAACAUGACCAAUAGAAGUUCUCCAUUACAAGUGUCAACAAGCAAAACUGAAUUGUCACUGACAAUGAAGCCACCAAUUCAGAAAGAACUAUUUGUUAAUGAUACAAUUGUCUUGCAAGCUGUUGUUUCUGGAGAUGUAAAAGAUACAGUGCAAAAUACUUCAGUAUCAUGUAAAGUGAAGGAUGAGCUUGUGCCCAAUGGGAAUAUCAAAACGGGGAAUGUUGAAUCUUCUGACACUUCUCAAUUUAAAAAAAUUUACGAUGUCACUGUUGACACAGAGAAAUGGUUUGAUGGUCACAUGGUCACUUGCACCAUCCGUGACACAAAUAAUAACAGAGACAUCGAGCAGAAGAUCAGUUUUCAAAAAGGAGAUGGAAAGAAGCCCACCGUUACCAUUUACAAACCCGAUAACAUCACAGAUCCGCUCUCUCAUGUGUGUGAGGUCACCAGCCCUAAACACAGUGAUGUCUAUGUAAUGUGGAAAGUGGGUGAUGAGUCUUACAGAGAGGGCACAACCAGUGCUCCCAUCCAUCAAAAGGACUCCACGUCUGUUCUCAGCAUCCUAACAAUGACAAAAGAAGAGUAUGAAAAGCCCAGCACCACCAUUACCUGUGCAGUCAUUCAUGCCAAAACAGAAGAUUUAAGAGCUCCAUUACAAGUGUCAACAAGCAAAAGUGAGACACCUGAGCCAGACACAGGCUUUGCUCUGGACUGCAAUAAAGAUGUUCUUGAGGAGGAUGAGUUCAGAAGUCUCUGGUCCACUGCCACCUCAUUCAUCUUUCUCUUCCUCUUCUCUCUGACCUACAGCGCUGUGCUCAGCUUCUUCAAGGUGAAGCAGUGAUGAUUUGUUAAAAGAACUUGUGAAGACCCCAAGGUUUCUUAUUUGUUCUGUGACAGUAAUUAAAUGUUGGUCGAAUGUAUUUAGGAACCAAAAAAGCAGAAUAAUCACUUCAUCUCUAUCUAUCUUUUGUUCUGUCUAUUCAUGUCUUUCUGUACGCUUGUCUGAAAAACAUAUAGAAUUUCUGAGAUGUUGAAAAUGCGUUACUUGGCUCCGUGCACACAUUUUGGAAGACAAUGACAAACAUGUACACAUAUCAAUAAAGUCUUAUUAU